AGUCAGUCUAUUGUCUUACUAAUUGAUUGCAUAGCCUCCACUUGUCCAUGAACAGUUCAGUGCACUAGUUUAACAUUGCUCAGAACAGCUUGCCAUUCAUUUUCCAGUUCAGCUUUAAGAGUAAGGGGCCCAUCCCAUUUGACUUGCAGCUAUCGAGAAGUGAGUACGCCCUCGACUGGUCACCAGUCAAUGGCAGGACACAUAAAGACAAACAAUGGACUGGUCACCAGCUCGUAGGAUAUCAAAUAAAUGCUCAAUCUGCGUAUAAAUUGAUGUUUGGCUGGAGGAGGAUGCGGGGGUUUUCCAUGUUUGGGUCGAAAGCGAUUGGUUGGUCUUGUGGCUGCUGACAGGCAGCGUGUAAGAACCUUGCUGUGGAUUAUAUUGUCAGAUGGCUGUAAUCUGCGCUUUAUAAAUAUGAUGAAAGGAAGUCUGUCCUAUAAUUUGCCAUUUGUGGCGGACAAUACGUCGGGCGAGGGGAGGAGCACGUCGUAGGGACGGCGAGGACAGGACGAUAGGAUGAAUCCCUAAAGGAAGCUUGGAAACAGUGGCGCUUCACGUUUCUUGACGGCCACCGAGCCUCCACGGCAACGAGAUUAUGAAGAUUUGACGCAUCCACCGGGAGGCAAAAGCCGGUGGCCGAGCCUUAAAAGCCGGGAUUAGUCCCGCUUGUCGGUUUCCGGCCUGGACCAUGAGGCUGGAGCGCGGACGGCGGGCUUCUCUGGCACUGACCCUCAACUUCGUGGCGUUCGCUUUCGCCCUGUCUGCCGUCACCACCAGCUAUUGGUGCGAGGGCACCCGGAAGGUUGCCAAACCCUUUUGCACCGGGCCGCCCGUCAAGGUCAAGCAGUUUUUUUGUAUCCGCUUCAACAGCUCCAACAUCAACGACAGUCGCCUAGUGCAGUACAUCUUCGAGACCGGCGAGGAGAAGUUCUUGCUUAAGAAAUUCCACACCGGAAUCUUCUUCUCCUGCGAGCAGGCUGCCGAUAUGAACGGCUUCGACUGUCGGGACUUCUCGGAGAUCGCGCCGGAACACGAACGAGGGGUGUUGUGGUUGUGCAUCGUGGCCGAAACCUUGUACCUGACGCUGCUGUUUGCGGGCGGCGCCCUGAUGACCUUGGAGCAGUGUCCUUGCUUCAGCGUCAUGAACAAACUCAAGCUGAGUGCCUUUGCCGCCAUGUGCACUGCACUGUCAGGCCUUUGUGGGAUGGUGGCCCACAUGAUGUUCACCACCAUUUUCCAACUGGCUGUGGCCAUGGGUCCGGAAGACUGGAGGCCCAAGACCUGGGACUACAGUUGGUCUUAUGUCCUAGCGUGGGGGUCGUUCGGCACCUGCAUGGGCUCGGCAGUGACGGCGCUCAACCGCUACACCAAGACCAUCAUCGAGUUCAAGUUCAAGCGGAGGAACAUCGAGAAGAGUCUACUUGUCAAACAGAAGCUGCUGGAGCUGGACCUCCCCGACCACAUGUGGUACCUGACGGCCGAUGCAGAGGCGCGGCCAGAACUGCCGCUCAACGGUCACAAGCCACCCACCGGGGCUGCGUACGCCCUGGAAGUGGACCACAUGGUGGAGCUGCAAAGUGAAGCCUACUGCUAGAAAUACAAUUGAGGGGACUCGGACUUAAGUUGCCAAUUUUUAGGACUUGCUGGGCUAAAAAUCGAUGAAAGACUCGACGUGGGCUGUGUUCAGAAGCAUUCACUCAAUUUCGAGUUGACGUGAAUCCACCAAAAAUUCAGAUGCAGUGAUUGGAGAGUGCGAAAAUGGUAAACGUGAUGUAGGGAUUUUCACAUUGUGGACUACCUGUAUAUAAUUCAGUCACCAUUCAAAUGAAAAAGCUUUGGAUCAACGUCUGCUGGUUGACCUUCCAUCAUAAAUAUUGAACAAAUAAAUUAAUUUUAAUGACAUGAUAUUGAUUUAAGAUGAGUGCAUUUGGCCACAUGAACCCAAACAAAGCAUUUUAUGUCCAUUCUUGCUGUGGUAGGUUGUUUCUAUUUAAGAUAUUUUCAUGCCACAACUCGUCAAUUUAUAUUGUGCUGAAUAUCAAAUCAUUUUGCGAAAAUGAAAAUGUCAUGUCAUUUUCAGCACUGC
Hippocampus comes (tiger tail seahorse) is the source of this 2086-nucleotide messenger RNA. RefSeq names its product gsg1-like 2a (gene gsg1l2a). The record is from RefSeq and is a predicted model, not a curated record. Lineage: Eukaryota; Metazoa; Chordata; Actinopteri; Syngnathiformes; Syngnathidae. The transcript is spliced from 5 exons. Bases 689 to 1594 code for a protein of 301 amino acids. Gene Ontology annotation, cellular component: plasma membrane.